CACCCUGGAUGUCAAGUGAAAUUUGGCGGUGUCAACGCCAAUUUCGUGAGGGAAAAGACAUUAGGCGUAGACGAGAAAAGACAAAUAUCGUAGUUUAAAUUGGUCAAACGCCAUAUUAUGGACACAAGUAUUGAUCACCAUGGAGACUUCUGCGUUGUUGCUCCAGUAACUGCAUUGCCACCAAAAUCUGCUGGAAAUCGAUACAUCUUAAAUAUGCAAUAAGUCGAAGUAGAACGUGGUCUGAUAGUUUAUUUAUGGCAGACUUACAAAAGCCACGGUCGACCGUAGUGUUUGUGCGAUGCAGUAUCAUAACGUCAACAGCAGUUAACAGGCAUCAAAUUCAAAAUCAGCGAAGUUAUUUGCUUUGGCUGAACACUUAUGGCGUCAGUGUGCCCUAGUGGUUUAGGAUCGUAUCCAUCGCCAAACCAGCAAGCUCAAAAAACAAAUACCCCCGAAGACGAACAGCAAAGUGGAAAAGAACUUACUGCAGUCGACUAUGAAGAUAUUCUGGAAAAAUUUGGCAAAACACGGAACUUACAACUUAAUACAUUUCUAUGGCUCUGUUUACCAGCCUUCUUCCCGGGAAUUGUCGUGAUGUCUUACACUUUCACUGGAGGGACGCCCAAUUAUAGAUGCUUUGUAGAAGCUUGUGACGAAAAUGUUACAACUUUAUCGAAUAACGGUUCAUAUUUCGCUCCCCCAUGGCUCAACCAAGUGAUUCCGUUGCAUAAGGAAAAGGCUAUAGCUCAAUGUUAUAGGUACAACAUUACUUGGGCUAGGAACAAACAUUGCGAUCUCAACCAGUCCAUGCAUGACACAUUGCUGGAAAAAUGCAGCCAUUGGGUUUACGAUACCUCAGUUUUCCGUUCAACCAUCGUCAGUGAUUUCGAGUUAACGUGUGAAAGUGAAUGGAAGCAAACUAUUGCUAGCAGCCUGUUUAUGUUAGGAAUGCUGGUAGGAGCAGUUAGCAUUGGUUACAUAGGGGAUACUAUCGGACGAAGGAAAACAUUUACGCUGAACGUAUUUACACUUGCGAUCGUUACAACCGCUUCCGCAUUUUCACCUGAUUGGAUUACAUUCUGCUCAUUAAGAUUUGUGUCAGGAAUCGGCGCUUCUGGCCACUUCCUAAUCAUCUUUGUUUGGGGAGUUGAAGCCGUCGGGAACAAGUACAGAAUCACUUGCGGAUUCAUUUACCAAAUUAUUUAUGCAGCAGGAUCUGCCUGUCUGGGUAUAGUUGCUUAUUCCGUUCGAGACUGGAGGUUACUUCAGCUUGUUAUUAGCAUUCCCAUGUUUGGUUUUACAACUUUUUAUUGGAUAUUACCAGAAUCAAUUAGGUGGCUGAUAACAAAGAAGCAUUAUCCUCAAGUGAUACAGCUCCUGUUGCAGAAAACUGAUGUGAAUCAAAUCCACGUUGUUCCUGACUACGUUUUAGCCUCUUGUCAUGGAGAAACUAAACGCCAUAUCGAGAAUUCGCGGUUAGGACAUAUUUCCACGAUAGAAUUAAAUGCAGUACAAAAUGGAAGCGAUUAUUCAAGAUAUUUAGAGAAAGCUAAGGUUGAGAGCCUGACUGAUAUUUUGAGGUCAAACAUUUUGAUGAUCCGAUUAAUGAUCAUUUCCAUGGCCUGGAUGGCUGGAGUGAUGGGAUACUACGGCUUAACGUAUUCUGCUGCAAACCUAGUGGGAAACUUUCACAUAAACUACGGACUUUCUAUGCAAGUGGCAAAGCUAGUUGAAAUUCCUGCCUACUUAUUGUGCAUGGUUGUAGUGGAGAACAUUGGGCGAAGACCUAUGUUAACCUGUGGCUUACUAGUCAGCGGUCUUUGCUGCCUCAUGGCCAGUUUGCUACCCGUUGAACGGACAUCUGUUAAAACAGUGUUUUCAAUGGUUGCUAAGCUGUUUGCUGCCUGUGUGACGGCCACUCUCUACUCAUAUACCUCUGAACUGUUUCCGACUUUCGGCAGAAGUGCAAUCGUCGGGUUAUGCUCAACUUGCGGCCGAAUAGGAGGAAUUUUGGCCCCUAUCAUCUCGGAUUGGGGGAAGAGAAGUGAUGUCCACGCCAGUAUGCCUUUCUUCGUUUUUGCCACCAUAAAUAUAUUGGUUGGACUCCUAUGUUUCUUGCUUCCGGAGACCAGGAAGACUUCCUUCCCAUCUACAAUCAAGGAAGCUAUCGAAAUGAAACCAGCAUUCCUAGUGAAUGUUUUCCAAGUAAAAGUUAGAAAGGUCGAGCACCAGGAAAGGCACUAAUAAGAUAGGAUUUUGCAAUUUUGUACUUGAAACACCAAUUCGUGAAACUGGAUGUGUACAUUUUCACAUUUUUGUUUCUAUCGUUAGCGUACCUUGCGUCUACUACAGAUGGUAGAGCGAAAAAAAGAAAGAUAUGGUAAGGAACAGGGUUAAUAGGAAUGAUAAUCAAAAUAGGAGAGUUUGAGAAAC
Molecule: messenger RNA, 2433 nt
Organism: Daphnia carinata
Lineage: Eukaryota; Metazoa; Arthropoda; Branchiopoda; Diplostraca; Daphniidae
Product: organic cation transporter protein-like
Exons: 11
Coding region: 379-2244 (621 amino acids)
Biological process (GO): transmembrane transport
Cellular component (GO): membrane
Molecular function (GO): transmembrane transporter activity
Source: RefSeq, a predicted model, not a curated record